Boleophthalmus pectinirostris (great blue-spotted mudskipper) is the source of this 2835-nucleotide messenger RNA. RefSeq lists its product as uncharacterized. The coding region runs from base 1347 to 2414 and encodes 355 amino acids. Lineage: Eukaryota; Metazoa; Chordata; Actinopteri; Gobiiformes; Gobiidae. The transcript has 12 exons. The record is from RefSeq and is a predicted model, not a curated record.
UAUAGUUUAUAGUAGUAUAUAGAUUCUACACUAGUUUUAAUAUUGAUUAGUGUGUGAUUUUCAGUACUUAUGACAACCCUAAUACAUAAACCAGUAAACAAUAACAAUAAUGUAGUUUGAAUGCAUAAAUAUGAACUACAUAAACACUAACCUUUGUAUUGGACUAACUGGUAGAGAGGGUGAUGUCAUCAUAAAUCGCUCUAGUUCAUAUUUGCUCAAUGGGCGUCAGUCCUUUGUGAAAGUCCGCGGCUCCCCUGACCUGUUGCUAUGCACCACAGGCUGUGUGUGUGUGUGGACAGUGCUGCUGACAACUGCUGGCUAGCUAAAUCUGGCUAGUCUAAUCUUCUUAGUUAAACACGUUAAAGAGUUCACUUCCAUCCAGUCUACUUAAUUUGAUUUGUUGAGUCCUACCGGAAGUAAAGAAGGGAUUGUCAACUACACUUUCCUCGUAUUGUUUUGUCAUUAUCAAGUAUUUUGUACUUGAAUGUAGUUUGAAUGUAUCUGGUUUACUCACUGACCCAAUUUUGUUGUUGAGCCUUUAGGCAAGACUCUUUCUCCAUAUUACCAUCCCAUCAUCACCAUCAUCCCAUCACAGUAUGCAGUGAUGAAAAUAUAUGUUUCAAUGAACAGAACACAGACAGCUUCUCUCACCUGAAUUGUGCAAUGCCUUUCGUGUGCUGCCCGAGAAUUCUACUUUUCUUUAGGCCACAAAGAGUUAUUAGGACAUCAAACUGCAAGCAUCUUUAGACCCACCCAGCAACCAGUAGCACGCAGCCUCCUUCUUCUCUUGGGAUGAUACGUACAGUGAAGAAGUGAGUGGGCCACAGGAGGCUGAGCUGGGAUCCAAGGGAAAGAGUAAAAAAACAAACCAUCACCAUUUCCCAAGGGGUCCAUUCCGAGGAACAAACAUAUUUAAUUGCGUUCUCUAAUAAACUCUACCACAUUACCUAUGGUGUCACCUCGGGUUAAUAUUACUGGUAAUUACCAUCACCACAGUGCAGAUUUUUAUAUAAAGCAUCUAACUGUAAAUAAGUGGAAGCAAACAGAAAUAUAAAGGAAUUGUUUUGAAAUUUGCCUUCCCUUUUUGACAGUAAUUGAGCUAACUUACAAUUAUGAGAUCAGUUUUCUUUGAACAAUUUGGGCAUUGUAAAAAGGGGAAGCCACAGAUCAAAAAGGACUGCUCAAUGAAUUAACCCAGUUGUAAUUCAGAAAACUUAGGUAAAGAAUUUGCAUUGCAGUUGACAUCAGACUGUGAUUUUGUCAUGUCAAAUGUCAUUUUGUGAGGGUGCAUUUUAAUUGGUGUCAUGUUUUUAUAGGCUGGAUCAAACACUGUCUGGGGUUCUACAAUGGCUUUGACUUCUUUAAAAGGGAACUGGCAUCUGUUCCUUUUAGGAUUACUUCUGCUCAUAUCACCAGUUUUCGGGGCAGUUACCACAGCCGCCUCAUCUGCAGCUGCUUCUACAACCACAGCCAUGCCCACCUCAACUGUAACUGCAACCACUACAGCCAUGCCCACCACAACUGUAACUGCAACCACUACAGCCAUGCCCACCACAACUGUAACUGCAACCACUACAGCCAUGCCCACCUCAACUGGAGGCUCUCCCAGUGUUUCACCUGUCUCAUCAAGCUCUGGCAUGAACCCCAGUAUGUCCUCUGCCAGUAUGGGAGGCAACACUGGAGGUUGGGCAUCUGGAACCACUGGAUGGAGUAAUUAUUCAAUGAGCAAUAUUUCUUGCCCGUCAUUCAUGUGUAAUUACUCAGACUGCUACUCUAUGUACAUGAGUCAGAACGCCACCAUGUGUCCUGCUGGUUAUGACUAUUGUGAGUUAAUAAGACAGAUGGACAUUUGCUACACUGUUAGCUGCAGUGCCUCCUGUUCCAUGAGCUGUGGUAAUACAUCUCAAAGUAACUGCUCAGUCAACUGCUGUAAUUCUACCGAUUGCCUCAAUGAUACUUUUGCUUCCAUGAUGAUGACCACAACACCAGCGAUGACAACAACUAGCAGAUCUACAACCAUAUCUACUACUACCACAACCACUACAGCUGCCCCAACCACACAAGGAGGAAAUAAAUGUCAUACUGGAAAAUGCAAUGGCACAGACUGCUACACAGUUUUUAAUACAGCCCAGGUUUGCACUGCCUCACAACCACACUGUCAGUUGAAAAAGGAGACCGUUGGCACCAGCCUGCAGUGGACAGCUGGAUGCACCACCAACUGUUCAGGGCAAACUUCUUGCAAAGCCUCUACACAACCUCCAUGUCACCUCGAAUGCUGUAACGCUACUGUGACCUCAUGCUUAUGGCUCAACGGCACGCUGAAUGUCCCCUCUUUGGCCACAAGAGGGCCCCAGCUGCACUCACAAGUAGUUAGUGCAGUUCUGGUUGUUUUUGCUAUUAGUUUGUUGCUAUAAGUGAGAGGGUACAUGCAUUGUGUUAUAUCAACCCACAGGAGUCUUACAUCAGACUAUACUCAUUUGUAAAUAGACUAUGGGAUUUUAUUGCAUUUAUGUUGAUGUUUGGUUUGUUUUCUGUUCCCAAUAUUUUCAAGUUCAAGGCCAAGUUAAAAGGGGUUUGAACAGUGUUUUAAAAGAAAAUAAAUCAGGACUUAUUCAGGACUUGUUCUACUUCUACCAGCAUGGGUUACCUAUAUUGAAGCCAUUGUGAGAAUAACACAGCACAGACUUUGUAUGCACUUUAUAAGAUACUACAUUAUAUUCCAGGUUAAGGUGUUGUGAAGGUAAUGCUUCAGCAGUUUUACUGAGAUGUGCAACGUUUGUUUAAUAUGUUAAUCCUAUGUUAUGUAAUGAUUAAAUUGUAUAUUCUAAAUUCUAG